Messenger RNA from Zygosaccharomyces rouxii, 1623 nucleotides. RefSeq names its product DEAD-box ATP-dependent RNA helicase DBP2 (gene DBP2). Gene Ontology annotation, molecular function: RNA helicase activity; RNA binding; ATP binding. NCBI's taxonomy places the organism in Eukaryota, Fungi, Ascomycota, Saccharomycetes, Saccharomycetales, Saccharomycetaceae. The transcript is spliced from 2 exons. The coding region runs from base 1 to 1623 and encodes 540 amino acids. The record is from RefSeq and is a predicted model, not a curated record. Gene Ontology annotation, cellular component: ribonucleoprotein complex; nucleus; cytoplasm. Gene Ontology annotation, biological process: rRNA processing.
AUGUCUAGAGACGGUCAAUAUAAUAAGAACAAUUUUGGUUCCCGUAACGGGGAUUUCAGAGGCAAUAGAGCUUCUGAUAGAAACAAUUACAAUAGAGGUGGCAACUUCGGUGGUGGUGGCUUCUCAAGUUACAAAGGCGGUGGUUACACUGAACCACAAGAACUAGGUAAGCCUAACUGGGAUGAAGAGUUACCACACUUGCCACCUUUUGAAAAGAACUUCUACGUUGAACACGAAGGUGUUCGUAAUAGAUCCGACGAAGACAUUGCCAAGUUCCGUAAGGAGAAUGAAAUGACCAUUACUGGACACGAUAUUCCUAAACCAAUCACUAGUUUUGAUGAAGCAGGUUUCCCUGAUUAUGUUUUGAAAGAAGUUAAAGCUGAAGGAUUUGCUGCCCCAACAGGUAUUCAAUGUCAAGGUUGGCCAAUGGCUCUUUCAGGUAGAGAUAUGGUUGGUGUUGCAGCUACUGGUUCUGGUAAAACUUUAUCUUAUUGUUUACCAGCCAUUGUGCACAUUAACGCACAACCUCUAUUAGCACCUGGUGAUGGUCCUGUUGUGCUUGUGUUAGCUCCAACAAGAGAAUUGGCCGUUCAAAUUCAAAAGGAAUGCUCUAAAUUUGGUAGAAGUUCUAGAAUCAGAAAUACUUGCGUUUACGGUGGUGUUCCUCGUGGUCAACAAAUCAGAGAUUUGGCUAGAGGUGCUGAAAUUGUCAUCGCUACUCCAGGUAGAUUGAUCGAUAUGCUAGAGAUUAAUAAAACUAAUUUGAAAAGAGUUACUUAUUUGGUUUUGGAUGAAGCUGAUAGAAUGUUGGAUAUGGGUUUUGAACCUCAGAUUAGGAAAAUUGUGGAUCAAAUCAGACCUGAUAGACAAACUCUAAUGUGGUCUGCAACCUGGCCUAAGGAAGUUAAACAAUUGGCAAGAGACUAUUUGACCGAUCCAAUUCAAGUUCAAAUUGGUUCCCUUGAAUUAUCGGCAUCUCAUACCAUUAAGCAAGUUGUUGAAGUCAUUUCAGAAUUUGAAAAGAGGGAUCGUCUAUCUAAACAUUUGGAAAUUGCAUCCGAGGAUCAGGAUUCCAAGGUAUUAGUUUUCGCAUCUACGAAGAGAACUUGCGAUGACAUCACUCAAUAUUUGAGACAAGAUGGCUGGUCUGCAUUGGCCAUCCAUGGUGAUAAGGAUCAAAGAGAACGUGAUUGGGUCUUGGAAGAAUUCAAGAACGGUAGAUCACCUAUUAUGGUUGCCACGGACGUGGCAGCUAGAGGUAUUGAUGUCAAGGGUAUCAAUUAUGUGAUUAACUAUGACAUGCCAGGUAACAUUGAAGAUUACGUUCACAGAAUCGGUAGAACCGGUAGAGCUGGUGCUAAAGGUACGGCUAUUUCUUUCUUCACUGAGGGAAACAAGGGUUUAGGUGCUUCUUUAAUUUCCAUUAUGAGAGAAGCUAAACAAGAAAUUCCAGCCGAUUUAGCUCAGUACGAUAGGAAAUCUUACGGUGGCCAUCCAAGAUAUGGUCGUGGCGGUUACGGUGGUCGUGGCCGUGGUGGUUUCGGCGGUCGUGGCCGUGGCGGUGGCGGUCGUGGCCGUGGUGGCUAUGGUGGUGGCCGUGGUGGUGGCUACAAUAGAUAUUAA